UCAUCAAUCUUUUGGUUCAUCAUGGAGCAGCAGGUGCAGGUGCGUCAAAACAAACGCGCCAGACGCGAGGCUGUCUUGGAGGACUCAUCUGUGGUGGAGGCACCAGCCGCGCAGCCGGCGCCAGCCGUGGCCGCGGCAGCGGCAGAGCAGGUGGUGGAAGCAGAUGUGCCUGACGAUGAACCGGGCAUCACCAAGUUGGAACGCUUGUGUGCCACUGUGGAGCAAAAGGGCGCCGGCCUCUCGAAGACCGACCUGAACGCUUUGUUGGACCAUGGGAUUCAUUGUGUUGAGACGAUUGCUUUCAUGCCACAGCGCAAGCUGUGUGAAGUCAAAGGCAUCGGGGAACAGAAGGCAGCCCGCAUCUACGCAGCAGCCAAGCAAUUGGUGCCGAUGCGCAUGGUGAGUGCUGCCGAGAUGCUGCAGUUGCGCAGAAACAUGGUACAAAUCACCACGGGCUCUGCCAAGUUGGAUCACUUGCUGAAGGGCGGGGUAGAGACCGGGCAGAUUACGGAGGUCUUUGGAGAGUUUCGCUGUGGCAAGACGCAGCUCUGCCAUACCCUCUGCGUAGCUUGCCAGCUACCCAUCAGCAAGGGAGGUGGUGAAAGUAAGGCCUUGUACAUCGAUACAGAAGGCACCUUUCGACCAGAGCGACUGGCCGACAUUGCACGGCGCUAUGGGCUGAAUGAAGAGGACGUCUUGGAAAACGUGACGUACGCUCGCGCCUACAAUGCAGAGCACCAGGAUCGGCUGUUGGCGGAGGCAGCAAGCGUCUUCUGUGAAUCUCGCUAUGCUGUGCUGAUUGUUGACAGCGCCACGGGUCUCUUCCGAACCGACUACAGUGGCAGGGGAGAGCUUGCGGAACGUCAGCAGGCCUUGAACCGCUACUUGCGGAAGCUGCAGCGCAUCGCCGACGAACACGGCGUGGCGGUGGUGAUCACCAAUCAGGUGAUGGCAUCCCCUGAGAGCGGUCCCGCUGCUUACAUGGGACCGCAGGUGAAACCCAUUGGGGGCCACAUCAUUGGCCACGCCAGCCAGACGCGGCUCUAUUUCCGCAAGGGCAAGGGAGAGACUCGGAUUUGCAAAGUGUACGACUCGCCAAGCCUCCCAGAGGGUGAAGCGAUGUUUGCCAUCGACGCAGGUGGAAUUGUCGAUGCGCCUGAUCGAUGAAUCAUGAUGAGUCCAUCCAUGCGCCAAGAUGCAAAUUCAGCACGAAAAAGCCGGGCUGGAACUGAUCUGUUAAUUGAACUCGUGCCCGGCCAAAAAAAGAGGUUUGGAGUUUCAAGCACCGUGUUUUCAGCAAAGCUCAG
Cladocopium goreaui is the source of this 1307-nucleotide messenger RNA. Lineage: Eukaryota; Dinophyceae; Suessiales; Symbiodiniaceae. The record is from the annotation of a GenBank genome assembly.